Molecule: messenger RNA, 1645 nt
Organism: Nicotiana tabacum (common tobacco)
Lineage: Eukaryota; Viridiplantae; Streptophyta; Magnoliopsida; Solanales; Solanaceae
Product: F-box/FBD/LRR-repeat protein At1g13570
Molecular function (GO): protein binding
Source: RefSeq, a predicted model, not a curated record
CUCUUCAUUUUCUUCAACACUGAACAGCUCCCAUUGAGAAAACUGAAUUAGCCAUCAAUCAGAGAAGUAACUAUAGGAGUGAGUACUUCACAAUUCAUCCUCAGAUUCUUAUUGGCAAAUAUUUAUAUGAUGCCUCCUAAGGGCAAAAAGCAAUAUCACUGUCAAAUUUUACCUCUCGAUAUGCUUAGCAGCCUCCCUGAGAAUGUAAUUGAUGAUAUUCUUCUGCGCUUGCCUUUACGAGAUGUUGUGAGGACUAGCAUCUUAUCAAAGAAAUGGAGGUAUAACUGGUGCAGACUUCCAGAAUUGGCUCUUGAUCAAACACUCUGGAUAACCAAAAAGGAUUUAAUGUACUUUGCACAUAAAUUCACAAAGAUUGUCACCCACUUUAUGAGAUUUCAUGAUGGACCAAUCACGAAGUUCACCCUCUUCAUUCCUUAUUUGGAAAGAUCUCCUAAUAUUGACAAAUUGAUACGUUUCCUCUGUAGAAAUGGCAUUCGGCAUCUUGUUCUUAGACUUCCAAUCAGGGGUAACCUGUACGAAUUGCCGCCUUCAUUUUUCACAUGUUUCGAGUUGAGGCAUUUGACUCUCCAAAAUCUUUUAAUACUUCCUCCACCAGCCUUCAGAGGAUUUGAUAGGCUAAUUAUCCUGGAAUUACGUGAUGUUACAAUUUCUUCCAAGUUGCUUGAAAGUUUAAUCUCUCAUUGCUUGUUGCUUGAGCAAUUGGUGCUGCAGAUCUCAAGUGCUUUAAGCGAAGUCAUUGGAAUUAACGGUCCCAUGCUGAGAUCUUUUGACUUCACAGGCAGUAUGAGUUCUAUCUGUUUAAAAAGUACCCCUCUUCUGGCAAAACUUUCACUUACGCAUAGGGAAUAUUAUGUGGCGGCACGAAAAAGUAAUAUUGCCGAGUUUUUUGAGUCCUUUUCUGCUAUAGAGUACCUCCACUUAAAUGACAUGUCCUUUGUUGCAGGAGCAGGUGAAAUACCAACAAGGCUUUUGUUUAAUCUUAACUGUGUCAAACAUCUUCGCAUAUCUAGUAUUUUUCUGGGUUGCUGGGAUGAGGUUGCAUGCGCUCUUUGUCUGAUAAGAAGCUUUCCAUUUUUACAAUAUAUGGAAAUUAAGGUGGAGCGCGAUGACAAUGAUAUACCAGCUCUCAAAUGUCUUGAUGUGGAAUGUUUCUCAGAUGUGUCAUUUAAUCACCUCAGGGAAGUUAAGCUAAUACAAACUAAUGGCACAAUCCCUGAGAUGCAGCUUAUGAAGCUUUUGUUGGCCGUGUCUCCCGGGCUGGAGAGAAUGCUAAUCGAGCCAUGUCUAGUUGAAGAUUCUGCAAAUGUCAGAAUACUCGCCGAGCUAACAAAAUUUCAGCGGGCAUCACCUGAAGCAGAAGUUGUCUAUAAGUUGGAUAAGCAUCGAUAUUAUGACCAUCCUGUUUGAUCGCCACGGCACUUAAUCAGAUCAUGAUCUUUUGCAAAAGUGUUUUGGGAGUUGAAGGGAACAGAUAGAAAUGAAUGUUGAUGUACUUGUAUAAAUCUGUGUUUUGCCAAUUGCCAUAAGAGUGAAAGAAGUAUGAACAUCAGUUUGGGGAUGUAAAUGAUUGUGGAUAUAUGGUUUCUUUUGACUUUGUCAUUACAGUUCUUAGCUUUUUACUUUA